Messenger RNA from Limulus polyphemus (Atlantic horseshoe crab), 5200 nucleotides. Its product is annotated as eukaryotic translation initiation factor 5A-like. Lineage: Eukaryota; Metazoa; Arthropoda; Merostomata; Xiphosura; Limulidae. Gene Ontology annotation, molecular function: RNA binding; ribosome binding; translation elongation factor activity. The record is from RefSeq and is a predicted model, not a curated record. Gene Ontology annotation, biological process: positive regulation of translational termination; positive regulation of translational elongation. The transcript has 6 exons. Bases 114 to 584 code for a protein of 156 amino acids.
AAAAAAUUUGUUACUUCAUCUUUCGCCGUCUCUGAUAUUGGCGCCAGGAGGAGUCACAUUUGCAAUAUUCUUAAAGUACCAAAGAUACAAGAGCAACCAGCAAAAAAAGUAAGAUGGAAGAUGAUACAGUCUAUGACAAGGCCAGUGCUGGUGCUUCACAAACUUAUCCAGCUCAGUGCUCCUCCUUGCGUAAGAAUGGUUACGUGAUGCUGAAGAGCCGUCCAUGUAAAAUUAUGGAAAUGAGUACUUCAAAAACUGGAAAGCAUGGUCAUGCAAAGGUUCAUCUUGUGGGUAUAGACAUUUUCACUAACAAGAAAUAUGAAGACUUGUGUCCAUCAACUCAUAAUAUUGAUGUGCCUAAUGUUAGCCGCAAUGAUUUCCAGCUUAUUGAUAUCAGUGAUGAUAAUUAUGUUACUCUGAUGGACGACAAAGGCGAGACUCGUGAUGAUCUAAAGAUUCCAGAUGGUGAGCUGGGACAGAAAAUAAGGGAAGAUUUUGGAAAAGAUGAGGCAACUGUUAUUGUGACAGUACUGUCUGCUGUAGGUGAAGAGGCUAUAAUUGCCAGCAAGAAUGCUACUAAUUGAACCCAAUUAGUAAAAUCAGUGUGCAGUAGGAAAACUGCUGUGUUGCAAAGGAUAAGGACGUAUUCUUGGAAAUGUGGUAUUCUGAUUCCAUACCAUCACACGAGGAAAAAAAUAUAUAUAUUGUAGAUAUAACCCUAAGUUUGCUUUUUGUGAGAAUGGUAUAUUUUCAUUCUAAUGUUACAGCAGGGAAUCAAAUUUUAAAACACACAGUAUUCUCUUUAUUUCUUUAGCUUAGUCUGCUCUAUAUAUGAUUUUUGAAUAAUGCUAUUAUAAUUGACAUCACCUGAAAAAUUAUUGGAAGUCUCUGUCCAAUUUCUCAAGGAUUAAUUUUUAUAACUUUGUGUUCUUAAUUGAAAAGUUUUGUAAGUGAUGGUACGUAUUUUCAGUACAUGCAGUAUAAUUCCUUAUUCAGUUUCAUCCAAAUUGCACCCAGAUCGAAAAGUUUAAACAGUAGGAAUUUAUAUAAAAAAUGUAAAUCUAUCCUGUUAUCAGAUUGUUUUUUUAAUUAACAAAUAGUUGGUUUAAACUAGAAACCAAAAAAUGUUGUUGCAGUGCCCAUUAGGCUAAUUUUAUACAAUAUUAAUAGGCUAUUGGUUAGAAAUCUAAAGCUAAAGAAAAAAUACUGUUUGAAAAACGUUUAUGGCAACUGUGCUUUUGAGCUUGAAUAAAUUAGAAAUUCUUUACAAGUCAGUGCACAAUUUUUGAUAUUUUUACCAUAUGCAAGGUACAUCGAGAGAAAAAUACUGAUUAUUUUAUAAAUGUUAUUUUAAUCCACUGUGAAAGUAAGCUGCUUACCAAAAAGUAUUUUUGUGUUAAGUUGUACAUAUUCCCUGCAUUAUAAAUAUAAUUAAAUUUGUUUAUUAGCAUUAUUUAAAGUCAGUAUUCAUCAAUAUACUGAUGAAGUAAAUAUCCAUUCAUUAUAAAAUAAGCAGAUUUUUUUUUCCAGUUACAACUUAAUCAAAAACUUAUUGCUCUCAACAAGUGAUGAUGCUUUAAAGAUUUUCAUCAGAGUUUUACAGAUUUUUAAGUGUUUCUGUAGUCAGAUAAAAAUCAAGUACAUAGUUAAUAUUUUACUUGGUUGUGGUAGAUUUAGUUUGUAGAAGACUGAAAAUGUAUUUAAAAGACGACUUCAUGGCCAAAUUUGACUGUUUAAAACUUGGUACACAACUGAUGUGUGGUUUGUAAAUAAACAAACUUUUAAUUAUUCACUGAAAAUACUCAAUUAUAGUGGUACAGGUUAUUUAAGAAUGAGAUCCUGAAGGAAGAUUCCAGACUGCUUCAAAUAAACAUUUUUAAUUCAAGUAAUUCAAUCUGUAUGAACUUACAAAUUGUUUUAUUAUUGAAACUCAUCAACAUAUUUCAGUGUAUUUGCUAGUUAAUAUGCAAAAAUGAUGUAUCAGUGGAUUUGGAAAAUCUUUUUUUUAAGAUAUGUUAGUAAAACUAGAAAUUACUAUUACUGAAAGAAGCUUACUAAGAAAUUGUGUUGCACUAUUUAGCUAAAGGGUAAUGUUCCUGUAAGAUAUAUAUACUGAUUAAGCUGGUAAUACAAGUUCAAUUUCAAAUGCAACUUUGUCAGAUAAGUUUUUCUACAAACUAUAUUUUUAAUUACCUUUGUUUUGAAAAUAGUGUCUUUAAGAGUUUUUACAUAUGGUGACAACAUUAAGAGCUAACUGCUUAUUUCACUGGCUUAGAUUCUCUUAAAUUGUGACCACUGAUGAUAAAAUAGAAAUCACUUAUUUUGAUUUGAAAAACUAAUGUAGGUUUAGUUAGUUACUUGACGUAAGGUUUUAGCAUUUGGAUAUGACUUUAUCAUGGUUAAUAGCUUAUAUAAUUACCUAAGACUAGAUUUUAAUUUCAUGACUACUAAUUAGUUUAUGUCCUGUGUUUUGGCUGUCUUCAGGGAUGUUGUGGUAUGAAAUUUAUUGGUCUUCUUGUUAGGAAGGCUGGUGAACCGUUCUUUGUUUGAGAGAGAGGGCAAGAGGUUAUUAACCAAAACUUGGAUAUGAACUAGUAUUUAGUAACAGUAAUAAUGGACUUAGGCAAUAGUAUAGGUUAGUAACCACAACAUUAAUAGUUUUAGAAUCGGUUUAACAGGUAUAUUUUUUAUGGCCUUUAUGUAAAACAUAAGUGCGAAACAAAAUAAAAAAUCAUUAGUAUUGAAAAAAAUUCAAAGUUCGAUAAUCAAAUACUUGUCGUGUGAUGUACGACCAUUAACAUUUUUUAUGUCCUGAAUGAUAAAUGUAUGUCUGGUGUUAAUAAGUCAUAUUUUUUUGGUAAAAUGAAUUUAUAUUUUGUCUUAUAUUAUGUAAAAUACUUAAUUUUUGAAAGGGUUUAUUAUUCCUAAAAUGGUCUGGUAGUAAUUCUUUAAAGUUUCAACUGGUUUUAUAGGUUUAGUGUUCAUAAUAUACUGGAUUAGCAGGUUAAAAACAAAUACUUGGUGUGUUUAAUCUUUUUUUUCUUACUCACUUUAUUUAUUAUACUGUUUUAUGGUUGGUAAAUGAUAGGUAUAAUAUUAAUCCAUUUUUUUUACUUUUUUAAUCGCAUUCCUUACAAACAGCAGUACAUUUUUAUGAUAUCGAGUUAAAAUCUUGCAAAAUGGUAGUUUUAUCCAUUAUUAUGAAAGUAAAGCAUUCUAACAUGUUUACUGGAUAAGAAUCAUUUGACUACUGUGUGCAUGAUACGUCUGAACUGAUUCGUGACUGCUAACCCUUUUAAUGUAUAUUUAAACAAGUUUCUUCUUCUAGUUAUCUCAUGAUUAGGAAGAGCUCAUGGUAUUACCUAAAUGUAUGUAUGGAAGGAAAAGACAUAAUCAUGCUAAUUUGAGUUUGCAAAAACUUCCAAAGAUUUGUUUCUGGUAGUAAACCAACCAUGUUGAUACAGCAGAUGUUAAAGUGAGGCUAGAAGAGAUUCUUUUCCUUUUCUUAUUAAAAUGCUGAACUAAUGAUAUGAAAAAUUAAGUCUCAUUUUGAGUUAUUUUAUUACAAGUUUUUAUAGUAAGUAAGAUUUGUUUUUAGAACAGAUAUGAUGUUUCAAUCACUGGUGUGAUCAUUUUGAGGUUAUCUUGUGUACUUGAGAAUGAUUGCACCAGUGAUUGAAACAUCCUCCCAUGUUCUAAAAACAAAUUUUACUUACUGUGAAGAGUGGAUUAAAUACUAUUGUAAUACGUGUUGUUGUUGUUGAUUACCGAGAUAGUUGAAUAAUGUUAAUAAAUCUUUCAUUUAUACUUGUACUAGUUCCAUUUAAGUCGUUUUCUAAUCAUAUUUCAAGUUACUAUGAAGAUUAAAUUGCUAUUUUUAUCAGUAGUAAUUGUAACAAAACCAUCAACAUUUAUAACCAAAGAAAUAUACAAAAAUAUGGUAUAGUUUCUUUGAGAAUGUUUGCAUUCCAAAUUUUGUUCUUUUGCAAGUUAAAUAUUAUAAAUGAUUUAAAUCUUACACGUGGAUGGUUCAGAGAAAAAAAAAGUUACUGUACUUUAUGGGAGUUCCGACAUCUAAAUACUAGCUACAAAUUUGUCUACUCAUUACUGUGAGUGUAUUACCACAGAAUUCUAUUUGCAUUGUUUAGUUUAGAAUCUAUUAACAUAGUUUUGAAACUGGGAUAAAAAGUUUUCACCAUACCAGUGUUUUCUUUACUAGAUAAGGACAGUCCCACAUAUGAACUGACGUGCAUUAGUUUGUUUAUUUUUAUUAAAAUCUACCACAAGCCAUUUUAAGAUUUGUUGAUAAAUUGUGUGGUGUUAUGUAAUUUUUGUACUUGAAAAUUACUUCUCUGCGAGUUAUAUUCUAUAAUGUUCCAAUAUUUUUUUUUUACCAAGACAAGACUUAAAUAAUAACCAACCUAUUUUUCUGAAAGCUACAAAUUCCCUUCAAUUGUUUAAUAUGAAAAAAAGUACUUUUGUAAAAUACCUAUAACUUUAUUUGUAGUAUUUACGUUUAUUGUUAUUCCUAUCUGGGAAUAAUUUACAAUGAUUAAAAUUGCCACUCCAAAAAUGCUAUGAAUAAAAGUAAAAAUGAAAAUUUUGAAUACCUAUAAAUUGAAGUAAAAUAUUUCUAGUUAAUAAAGUUGAAAUAUUAGGGGUGUAAUAAUGCAAUAAGUUAAACUCACCAUUGAAGGUUGUUUCAUUAGUGAUCAAUUUUCUGUGUAUAAAGAUUAUCACUUGGGUGUAAUAAGUAUAUCAACAACUCCUAUGUUCCUUGGCAGUAUAUUGAUUUUGAAAAAUACAGCAAUGUAUGGCUCAAUAUGUAAACGCUAAAAUUCAAAACCUUUCCUCUGGAAGAGCUUCUUAUAUCUGAGCAAAAAUGUUAAAGCCAGUAUUGCUAUUAAACUUUGUGAAAUGCUGCUACUGUGGACAAUAAUAUAUAUAACAUGUUCCUCACAUUAUAAAGCAGUUGUAUAUCACAACCAAUGAUAUCUUUACUCAGAUUUGUUUCCAGUAUCUACUGUCAGUGUUUCAACUUUACUAAACUUUCUGUAGCAUAACUAAACACACACUUCUGCUGGUUUUAACGUGUUUUCACAAAAAGGUGGUUUUUAGCUUCUGUUGUUUAUUUUCACACAAAAUGUACUGUGAUUUAUGUGGGUUGUACUGUUUAUUAAAAUAUUUUCUCAGUUGUGGA